AUGUUGUGCUCGGUUUGUAACGAAGACAUUUUUCAAGGCGAUGAUAUAAAAUGUUUAAAAUGCAAGAAAUAUUUGCAUUUUUCAUGUGGAGGAAUGAGAGAAGCUAACUUCAGAAAAUUAGCCGGAGCAAAUAAAGAGAAGUGGUGCUGUGCAAAAUGCAAGUCGACGAUCAUUAAUACGGUUAUUACGCAAGAAGAAGAUUCUUUUGUUGGCUCAAAUGAAACUUUAGCAAAUUUAAUUGAGUCGGUUAAAUUCAUGAGCAAUCAAUUUGAUAAUUUUGGUAAACAAUUAUCGGAGGUUCUAAAUUCUAUAAAAGAAUUAAAAGAAGAAAAUAAAAGUCUAAAAGAAACUAAUUGUAAAUUAAAGGUUGAUAUUGGCAGUCUGACCAAAAAAAUUAAUGUUUUAGAACAAAUUGCAAUCAUAAGCAAUGUGGAGAUAAUUGGAGUGCCUGAAGAAAAAAAUGAAAAUUGUGUGGAAGUUGUCGAAAAUAUUGCUACUAAACUGGGUGUUAAGCUAUCAGUAUUAAAUGCUUUCCGGAUGUAUUCGAAAUAUAGUGAUAGACCGAAAAAAAUUAUUGCAAAGAUAAAUUCGUCAGAAAAUAAACAUCAAUUAAUGGAUUAUGUCAAGAAAAGAAAAUUAAACACUAAACACCUGAAUGAAAACUGGGAGAAAGAUAAUAGAGUUGAGGCAGGUGUUAUACAAACAAAUAUUUCUGAUCAUUAUUCCACAGUAAUUGCUCUUGAAUUUAAUAACAUUUCGUUAUCACUUGAAAACUGGUCAGAGUUAGCUAUCACUAAUGUUAAUGAUUGUUAUAAUAUUUUUAUGGAUAAGAUUGCUCGUGCGAUAAAUUCGGUGACAACAUUUAAAAAAUCGAAUGCGAAAAAUAAUCAUAUAAAGGAAUGGAUGACUCCUGGUCUGCUACGCUCUUUACGUAGAAAAAAUGCAUUAUCUUUAAAAGUAAAAAAACACCCGGAUAAUGAUAAUUUGCGUUCAUAUUAUAUAAAAUACAGAAAUAUUUUCACUAGAAUUUUAAGAACUUCAAAAAAUAAUUUUUAUAAAAAAAAAUUUACUGAUAUAUCAUAUAGUCCAAAAUUAACAUGGAAAUUAAUAAAAGAGUUCACAGUGUCUAAAAUUAAUAAAGGUGAUGCAAUUAAAACUUUAAUCCAUAACAAUGAACUUAUAAUUCCUUCGGAAGAUCCGGUGAGAGUUUCAAACCUGUUUAACGAAUUUUUUAUAAAUAUUGGUAGUAACCUUGCAUGUAAAAUAAAAAAAUCGGAUUUUAUUUAUGAUGAACCAAGCACAAAAGCCUCAUUUGACAUGAUUUUUAAAGAGAAAAUUAACAAUCAAGAAAUUAUAAAAAUAAUAAAUAAUUUGAAGGAUGAAACUGCUGCAGGUUUUGAUGAAGUAUCUGUGAAAACAUUAAAGGCUAUUGCUACAAAUAUUAUUGAACCUUUAACAUAUAUAUAUAACCUAAGUAUUACUGAAUGUAUAUUUCCUGACAAACUUAAACUUGCAAUUGUCAAACCAUUAUAUAAAAAUGGUGACUCAAAGAUCAUGAAUAAUUAUAGACCAAUAUCAAUACCCAGGUUGGGUACAGAAAAUGCACUGUACAGUGCUAGCAAAUUCAUAUAUAAUGCGCUUGACAAUAACAAUAAAGCAAUGGCAAUAUUUUUAGAUCUAGCUAAAGCCUUUGAUACGGUCAAUCAUAACGAACUUUGUAACAUUCUACAAAGUUUUGGUCUAAAUAAUUGUAGUUUAAAAUGGUUUAUAAGUUAUUUGGAUAACAGGAAACAAAUUGUGCAAAUAAUGAACUCCUCAGGUGAAGCAUUGAGUAUUAAAUGUGGAGUACCACAAGGAUUCUAUUUAAAACUGAUACCGAACAUAAAGCAACUAUGUAAGUAUGUCUUGAAAAAUAAUGACAUUAAAAGGUAA
Myzus persicae (green peach aphid) is the source of this 1932-nucleotide messenger RNA. RefSeq lists its product as uncharacterized. Lineage: Eukaryota; Metazoa; Arthropoda; Insecta; Hemiptera; Aphididae. The record is from RefSeq and is a predicted model, not a curated record. The coding region runs from base 1 to 1932 and encodes 643 amino acids. The transcript is spliced from 5 exons.